AUGUUACCAAUGUCAUCUUCAACUCAUCAUACACAUAUUGAAUCAAAUUGGAAAACAUAUUAUGAUGCAAAAAAAUUACUUCGCCAAACUGAACAACGUUUAAAAGAUACACGUGAUUAUUAUCCACAUGUUCAUAUACAUAAUCAUCAUGACAAUACUGAUCUAUCGACAUUAUCAUCAUCAUCAUUUAUACUACAUGGCGAGACAUCAUCUAUACAUGCUGGAAAUAGAUCUAUUUUAAAUGAUGAUCGAGCAAUUAAUAAUAAACAUCAAUUACUUGAUUCAGAAGCAUUACAAACAAUCCGUAGAAAAAUUAGUAAACAAAAAAUUGCUGCAGAGCGUCGUGCAGAGCAAUUAUUUCAUUCUCAAUCAGAUGCUGGUCAUAUGUUUGAAUCAUAUCGUCCUCAUAGUGCAUAUUCUACUUCAGCUAGUUUACAAAAUCUUCAUUAUUCUCCAUAUCGUCAACAGCGUGUUUCUCCUCCUAAACUUCAACCAUCCUAUGCAUCACAUCUUUCUCAAUCUCAAUCAUUUCCAUCUGAACUUGAUACUGUACUUCGCAAUCCAACGACUUCAAAAAUGUUACCUAAAGAAACUGAUCUUAUUCGUUCGAAUGAUUUUGAACGGCAAUCGUUUUAUCAACCCAGCUCACGUAAAAUGACUAAAGCACUACCGAAAGAUAACUAUUCGUUACCAAAUGGUCGAUCCACAAUUCAACCACGUAGUGCAAGUGCCUGUGCAAGUCUUACAACAAGAUAUCAAGAUCUUCAUUCAUCUCAUUUUCUAACUUCAGCAGAUCCUCAACGAUUAAAACAUGUUCGUCGUGUUGAAUCUGGUCAUGUAUCAUCAGGUUCUAGUGCUAAAACUAGUUCAAUUACACCUGAUGUAUGGCAAACCGAUCCUAUUGUAAUGAAAAAACCGUCAUCAAUCGCUCAACAAGAAAAAUCAUUGAAGAAGAUAAACGCAUCGGAAAUAAUUAUUAAACGAACAAAAACGGAUAUUGAAGAAUCAUUAGCUACAAUCAAUCAACGAACAGAUAAAAUGCUCAAACCAAAACGUGAUACAAGUGCUUCGAAACCAUCUCCUAUUAUCGCUGAAAAAACACCAUUAAAAGCAUCAUUACCAAAAUCAAAGUCAGAUGAAGAAAAUAAAAAACUUGAGGAUUUAAUUCAACAAAAACGUCAACAGCAUGAAGAACGUUUGAAAGAUGAACAAGAUAAAUCACGAAAGGAUAGAUUUAAAAAAUUAAACGAACAAGCCAAAGAAACUUCACAGCCAUAUUUACCAUCAUCCAUAACAAAAAGAUCAUCAGCAUUCACACCUACAACACCAAGAGAUUUGACUGAACAAACACGCCAACGUCUACUGCGUUUACUUGGACCGUCAGCAGACUAUCAUGCGGCUAGUACAUUCGAAACACCAUCAUUACUUGAACGUUGUUCAUCGUCUUCGUCGAAUGCGUCAACAUCGUCAUCAUCUCUUUCGUCGUCAAAUGAUUCAGUAAUUGACGCUCAAUCAACGAAACUACACGAUCCAUUAAUAGUACGAUCUCGCUCAGAACCGCCGCUCGAAAAUGGUGCAGAUAAUAAUAACGUUCAACGACAUGAAACUUUACUACGAUGGGCUGUUAAUUUAACAAGAGAUUGUGAUCUCGUAGAAAAUAGAUUUAAACAUUUGCGAUCAAAUGGUACUCAAUCAUUUGAAGCUAUUCCGUCAUCAUAUCAAAAUCUGCAACAUGACGAUGGAAAUUUACGUUUUCAAACAUCACAAUAUGAAAUAAAUAAUUCUGAAACACUCAAACCCUGUACAUUAACACGUUUAUCAGAACGUCUAAAUUUAAAUGAUUAUCGGGCUCAAUCGUUACCGAAUGUUCACGAACAUCAUGAUAUAUUAUUAGAAAGACAUGUCUAUCAUGAUCGUGCUGCAGCUAAAAUUCAAGCAGCAUAUCGUGGUUAUACAGUUCGAAAAUCCUUACCAUGGCUAAAUGACAAACAAAAAUAUAUCAACGAUGAAUUUAAUCAAAGACCAAAUCAUCGCCGGGAAACGUCAACUUUAAUCAAUAUGGAUAUACGUAUAAGUAAUGAUAAUUAUCCAAUUGAUUCAACACUUUUACGAUAUCAUGAAAAUUCAACAAUAAGUGAUUAUCCACAACAGCCAAUACGAAAAAUAACAACACUACCAUUCUAUUCCGAUGAUUAUGAUAAUAUGCCAAGCGUACCGAUAUCAAAUCUAUCAACUCCAAAUAAUCAACUCCAAGUACCUAUUACAAAUACAAACUAUUCCCUAAAUGUACCAAAUACGAAUUUAUCAAGUCCAAUACCUUCCCCAGACAUUCAUGUACCAUUACCGAAAGAACGCCGUCGAUCGAUGUCACCUCCAUUGCCACCACAAAUGUCUCCUGAUAGUGGUCGCCCACUCCAUCAUUUACCACAGUCAACUGAUGAACUAGCUGAUCCAACAAAACAACCCAAAUCUACUUUCCGUUCACAGAAUUCCCCAAUUAAUACUCUACCAUCACAGCAAACACGAAAAUCUCCGUUACAACAGUCAUUAUCAUCAUCAUCUUCAACAUCAACAAUGACCAAUCGAAAACGUCGGUCGGCUUCUCCUCAACAACAACAACAACAACAAACAAUGAAUAAUACACAUUCACGUCAUCGUACGUCACAAAAUUCAAGUCCACCAACGUCUUCUUCGGAAUCAAUUUUAACGGCACGUGAAAAACGUGUAAGACAAAAGUUCAAUAGUGAUAUUGAAUUACAAGCAUAUGAAAAACGUCUCAAAGAUAUUGAAAAAAAAAUUCGCCAACUUGUCAAACGUGCAUUUGAAAUCUUCGAUGAAAAACGAAGUAUAUCAAGCCCGCCAACAGUUACACGUACAAAUAAAACUGAAUCUGCAACACAUAAUCGAUCGAAAUCAACGAAUCAUUUCCAAGAUGAAUCAAGUAUUAGCGAAGAACCGUCUAUUCAUAGAAAAGAUACAGAAAUAAUUAAAAAAGAUAAUGAUGCAUCCUCAAAUUCCACUCAGCCAAGACAAUCAGAUGUUGUAACCUCCGAUGCAAGCGACCUUGAACGGCGUGUACGAGCAUAUCGUGAACAAUUAAAAGCGAAAAAAAUUGAACUUGAAAAAUUAAAACAACGCAAGAAUAAAGAAAUUCUACGACGACAAGAAGAUGAAUUAAAAAAACAAAUUGAAUCAUGCGACCAUGAAAUUCAAACAUUACGUUUACAACCAGUUCAACAAGAACAAACAGUACCGGUUCCAUCAUCACAUAAUCUUGAUAGUCCUGUAGCAGAAAGUCGAAAAUCCAGUGUACCAAAAUCCGACAAAGAUGUUCAAUCGCCGAAACAAGAAAUCUUUGAUAAUGAUGAGGAAAAAGAAGCCGACGGAAGGCCAUUAGAAACUCCGCGCGAUGAACGUGAUACACAGCAUGAUGCUCAAUCAAUAUCCGUUGCUACAGAUAUACCAACGGAAUCCGAAAUCGAUUAUGUCAGCCGAAGAGGCAGCAUUGAUAAUGAAAGACAAAUAAUCUAUUCAAAUGGAAGUCUAUCAAUACCAUCGAAUAAAAGAGACGAUUCAUUUUCACCGUCAACAACAUCGUCAAUAUCAAGUGAAAAACAUAUUAAAUCAUUAUCUCCACAAGUAUCUAAAUCACUUUCACCACCAUGUGCACCAUCAGCACACGAAAGUAUUAAAUCACAUUCACCACUGUCAGCACAACAACGUAUUAAAUCACCUUCUUCUUCACUAGUAGAAGAACGUGUUAAAACACUAUCACAAGAACAAGGUUUUAUUCCAAUACACGAUCCGAAACAUGCUCAACCAUCAUCAACACAUGAUGAAUAUGAUGAAGAUUUCUCUGAACAUAGUCGUUCACCACGACAUAGUCCAACUAAAAUUGAUAAUAAUGAUUCUCAUCCGGAAUCAAUUCAAGAAGAUAUUGAAGAUAAACCUUCAGCACAUGAAUCAAAUCAAAGUUCAAAAUCAAGUGUUGAAGAACAAUCUGAAAUACUUGUUCUUGUUAAAAAAUCUUCGAACAUAACACCAAGACAGCCGGAUGAAAAACCAUCAGAUAGUAAAUUACCUUUAAAUCCACCUAAAAUUGAAACUGAUGAUACAUCACAUGAUAUUAGUGAAGAUGAUGAAGGUAAUAAACGUGUUGAGCAAGAUAAUAAGAUUGAUAAAUUAACUGAAAUAUUAGUGAGAACAUUUAUUGAUGAAGCUAUUGAUCAAGGACAAGAAAUUGAAAAUAAAAAAAGUCAAAAUUUAACACAAGAAGCUAGUGAAUGGAUACCAGCUGACGAUUUAGUUAGCGAAGAAAAUAAUAAACAAACAUUAACUAAUCCUGAAGAAGAUGCUGACAAUGACGAACUGACAUUGCCAAAAGACCCAGAUGUUCCUGAUAAAUCUGAAUCAACGACAAAUGGCACAAAUGAUGAAGAAGAACUUAAACUUGAUCUAACUGGAUUUGAAGAAAACAGUCCUGAUGAAUCACGAGAAGUAAUUCAACGAAAACCCACUAAAAAAGAACCUACGACAAAUGCAGAAGGCGAAACGACUACACCCGAAAUUGAACAUCCUAUUAGACCUGUUAACGAAGGACCUAUUCAACCCGUUGUUUCACAUACACGUGAGCAAGUUAUUAAAUUGUGUCAUGAAGCUAUUACAAUUUUAUAUAAUCAAAAUAAUGAUUUCUCGAAUCGUUCGCUUAUCAAUCAAACAAUACCUGAUUCAUAUUAUAAUUUUCAUCAGCCAGACACUGAUAAUGAAGAUAUUCGACGUAGUCGUCAUGCUUAUUAUCGAAUGAUAUUUGAUUUAUGUGUUGAACUACUAUAUGAAAUGUUUUCAUCAAAUUUUCGUACAGCUAAAUAUCCAGAAUGGCAAAAAACAAAAUUAAUGCCUAAACGUUUUUAUCGUUUACAAAAACCAAAUAAUCGUGAUGAAGCUGAAAGUUUUAUUCAAAGAAAAGUUUUAGAAAUCUUGAAUUUAACUCCACGUCAAAUAACAUAUUCCAAAUGGCGUAUAUCAUUAGGACGACGUCACGAUACAGAACAAUUUGAAAAUGUUCUCGAUGAAGAAUUACGUCGAAUGGAACCUCAAUGGAUUGAUUAUGACGAUGAUUCUUUAAGAAUUAAAUUCGACAUAGCGGAACACAUAUUCGAUCAAUUAUUACAAGAAACAUUAACAGAUUGUUUUCAUAUUAUUAAUCAACGAUUAGUUUUGAGCAGUAAUAGUACAGGCCUUUGA
Molecule: messenger RNA, 5244 nt
Organism: Rotaria socialis
Lineage: Eukaryota; Metazoa; Rotifera; Eurotatoria; Philodinida; Philodinidae
Source: the annotation of a GenBank genome assembly